Molecule: messenger RNA, 1639 nt
Organism: Cyprinodon variegatus (sheepshead minnow)
Lineage: Eukaryota; Metazoa; Chordata; Actinopteri; Cyprinodontiformes; Cyprinodontidae
Gene: gyg1b
Product: glycogenin-1-like
Exons: 8
Coding region: 109-1122 (337 amino acids)
Cellular component (GO): cytoplasm
Molecular function (GO): glycosyltransferase activity
Source: RefSeq, a predicted model, not a curated record
UAUAAAAUCACCUCAGCGUGUUUAGUCAGCCCUUCUCUCUGCACGCAGAGCAGCGGUGUUUGAGUGCGAGCUGCCACAGUAGCUCGGUUAAUACGUCUCCUCUCAGCCAUGGCAGAUCAGGCUUUUGUGACUCUGGCUACAAACGACAACUAUGCUCGAGGUGCUAUGGUUUUGGGCAAGUCUCUUCGUAACCACAACACAUCCAAGAAACUGGUGGUACUUGUUGGCCCACAGGUGUCUGCUCCUUGCCAGUCUGUGCUGAAGAACAUCUUUGACGAGUUGAAGGUUGUGGAUGUUUUGGACAGUGGUGACACAGCUCACUUGGCUAUGAUGAAGAGGCCUGAUCUGGGUGUCACACUGACAAAGCUGCACUGCUGGACCCUCACGGAUUACUCCAAAUGUGUUUUCAUGGAUGCAGACACUCUGGUGCUGUCUAACAUAGAUGAGCUCUUUGAAAGAGAGGAAUUGUCAGCUGCCCCGGAUCCUGGCUGGCCCGACUGCUUCAACUCUGGCGUGUUUGUUUUUCAGCCCUCUGUGGAAACGUAUGGCAAACUACUUAAGUAUUGCACAGAACAUGGCAGCUUUGAUGGAGGAGACCAAGGGGUUUUGAAUGGCUUCUUCAGUGACUGGGCGACAGCUGACAUCUCAAAACAUCUCCCUUUCAUUUACAACCUCAGCAGCAUAGCAAUCUACACUUACCUUCCAGCAUUUAAGCAGUAUGGUGGAAAUGCCAAGGUGGUGCACUUUCUGGGGAAGGCCAAACCAUGGAGUUACACUUUCAACCGCAAAACCAGACAGAUUUCAGGAGGUGUGCAAGAGCCUGCAACACACCCCAGCUUCCUCCUGGACUGGUGGACUCUAUAUUCCAGUACUGUGGUUCCAAUGCUGCAGCAACAGUAUGGAGAAGAGAAGUUUCACUCUGGAUGUGUGGAGUCCAAGCACAGUGACCCAGUCACUUGUGAGACUGUACAGGAGGAAGAUUCCUCUUCGCAUGCACAAGCUCCUGAAUCCAUCCCAACUUCAGAAGAACGAAAGGAGCAGUGGGAGCAAGGCCAAGCAGACUACAUGGGAAUGGACUCCUUUGAUAAUAUUAAAAGAAAGCUUGACACUUUUCUGAAAUGAAAAGGGAAUGAAGAGAAUAAAAGGCACUUGCAGUCUAACAAAUGGUUGUCUUUUUAAUUUCAUAAAUGGGUUGUAGUCUCACUUUCCUUUCACUGCAUGGUCACCAUUGUCCAAAGAACAUGACUUUCAAAUGAUAUUGCCUGCUUUAAGAUUAGUUUACCCUGUCACACUGAGCAAAAAACAAGGUCAAUUUUACAAUGUCAUCUACUUUCAGGUAGAAAUCUUUAGAAUGCUUAUGUGAGGUCUGUUUUGUUUUCUUUUUUUACUUUGAAGUCAACAAUUGGCUGCUUGCGUGAUUAGUUUUCUAGUUUAAAAUGGUUACCGGUACUUUUACUUGCAGUACUACAAAGGCAAUUUGUCAGCUGUACACAACUCUUCGUGCCUUAACGUCUUGUCACCUUUCUUUCAGAGCUCAGUUUGCUACUUUCCUAUGGGUGAUUUCAUUGAGUUGGGUCUGGUUUAACUUAACCAGCAUGUUGUGUAACUGCCUUUCAGCUGAAAAAUAAAUAAAUGAAUA